Molecule: messenger RNA, 4608 nt
Organism: Cygnus atratus (black swan)
Lineage: Eukaryota; Metazoa; Chordata; Aves; Anseriformes; Anatidae
Gene: KIF3B
Product: kinesin family member 3B
Exons: 9
Coding region: 144-2363 (739 amino acids)
Biological process (GO): microtubule-based movement
Molecular function (GO): microtubule binding; microtubule motor activity; ATP binding
Source: RefSeq, a predicted model, not a curated record
GGGGGGGGGGGGGCGGCGCCGCUCCGGCCCCGCCGCAUCCGGUGCCGCGGGAGGAGGCGGCCGCGGGGCUCCAUGGUGACGGCGCAGGUUUCUAGCACUGGAUCAGCCAUUGAUCAGAACACGCCAGCCACAGACCUGCUGUCAUGUCUAAGUUAAAGAGCUCUGAGUCUGUUCGGGUGGUGGUACGAUGCCGGCCAAUGAACAGCAAAGAGAAGGUAGCUUCGUAUGAAAAAGUCGUUAACGUGGAUGUCAAAUUAGGGCAGGUCUCAGUGAAGAAUCCGCGGGGAACAUCUCAUGAACUGCCUAAAACUUUCACCUUUGAUGCUGUGUACGACUGGAAUUCCAAACAGGUUGAACUCUACGAUGAGACCUUCAGACCUCUCGUGGACUCUGUUCUGCAAGGUUUUAACGGGACAAUCUUUGCGUAUGGGCAGACUGGAACGGGGAAAACAUAUACGAUGGAAGGGGUGCGUGGUGAUCCUGAAAAAAGAGGGGUCAUCCCCAAUUCAUUUGAUCACAUCUUCACCCACAUCUCUAGAUCCCAAAAUCAGCAAUACCUAGUUAGAGCUUCUUAUUUGGAAAUAUACCAAGAAGAAAUCAGAGACUUGUUAUCAAAGGAUCAAUCCAAACGGCUGGAGUUAAAAGAGAGGCCAGAUACAGGUGUAUAUGUUAAGGAUUUGUCCUCCUUUGUUACAAAAAGUGUCAAAGAGAUAGAGCACGUCAUGAACGUGGGAAACCAAAAUCGCUCAGUUGGUGCCACCAACAUGAACGAACACAGCUCUCGAUCUCAUGCCAUUUUUGUGAUCACUAUUGAAUGCAGCGAGUUGGGACUUGAUGGAGAGAAUCACAUCCGUGUUGGAAAACUCAACCUGGUAGACCUUGCGGGCAGCGAGCGCCAAGCUAAGACUGGAGCACAGGGGGAAAGGUUAAAGGAAGCUACUAAAAUCAAUCUCUCUCUUUCAGCUUUGGGCAACGUUAUAUCUGCCCUAGUAGAUGGCAAAAGCACACACAUUCCAUACCGGGACUCAAAGCUAACUAGGUUACUUCAAGACUCAUUAGGUGGCAAUGCCAAGACUGUGAUGGUGGCCAAUAUAGGCCCUGCCUCGUACAACGUAGAGGAGACUCUUACAACACUAAGGUAUGCCAAUCGUGCCAAAAACAUCAAGAACAAGCCGAGAGUGAAUGAGGAUCCUAAGGAUGCUCUGCUACGCGAAUUCCAGGAAGAAAUUGCUCGACUCAAGGCACAGUUGGAAAAACGGUCUAUUGGCAAAAGAAAGAGGAGGGAAAGGAGAAGAGAGGGUGGGGAAGAGGAGGAGGAUACUGAAGAGGGUGAGGAUGAAGGAGACGACAAAGAUGACUAUUGGAGGGAGCAACAAGAAAAGCUGGAGAUUGAAAAGAAAGCUAUUGUUGAGGAUCACAGCUUGGUAGCAGAAGAAAAGAUGAGACUGCUGAAAGAGAAAGAAAAGAAAAUGGAGGACCUGCGACGAGAGAAGGAAGCAACAGAAAUGUUGAGUGCUAAAAUCAAGGCAAUGGAAAGCAAACUUCUGGUGGGAGGAAAAAAUAUUGUGGAUCAUACAAAUGAACAGCAGAAAAUCCUGGAACAGAAACGACAGGAAAUUGCAGAACAGAAACGUCGGGAGCGAGAAAUCCAGCAGCAGAUGGAGAGUCGGGAUGAGGAAACACUAGAGCUGAAGGAGACCUAUAGUUCUCUUCAGCAAGAGGUGGACAUAAAGACCAAAAAACUCAAAAAGUUAUUUUCCAAGCUGCAAGCUGUGAAGGCAGAGAUCCAUGAUCUCCAAGAAGAGCACAUCAAGGAGCGCCAGGAACUGGAGCAGACCCAGAAUGAACUUACCAGGGAACUAAAGCUAAAGCACUUGAUUAUUGAAAAUUUUAUUCCUUUGGAAGAAAAGAAUAAGAUCAUGAACAGAUCAUUCUUUGAUGAAGAGGAAGACCAGUGGAAACUGCAUCCCAUAACCCGGCUGGAUAACCAGCAAAUGAUGAAAAGACCGGUGUCUGCUGUAGGAUACAAAAGGCCACUAAGCCAGCACGCCAGGACGUCCAUGAUGAUCCGUCCAGAAGCUCGGUACAGGGCAGAGAAUAUUGUAUUACUGGAACUUGACAUGCCUAGCCGAACAACAAGAGACUAUGAAGGACCAGCCAUUGCUCCCAAAGUUCAGGCUGCUCUAGAAGCAGCUCUGCAGGAUGAAGAUGAGAUACAGGUGGAUGCUUCGACCUUUGAGAGCACUUCAAAUAAAAAAACAAAAGCCAGGCCUAAAACUGGAAGGAAAUCAGGGGGAUCCUCUUCAGCAGGCACCCAUAGUUCUCAGCUCUACCCACAGUCCCGAGGGCUGGUUCCAAAGUAAAACCAGCAAUUCCUCUCCAGGGCGUGAACAGCCUUUGCCUUCUGAGAGCAGAGACAAGUAAAAACCUGCAGAGAGACCUCCCAGCCAGACUCCAACCCCUUUCCCCUGGAGGUGGCCUCUUUGCUGUUUAACUGACUUGUGCCAGUCCAGGUGCACUGAGCCACAGGAAGAUACGUGCUUGCAAUUCAGCAUUUGGCCUCUGUGGGAAACAGAUUUUAGUUAGGAAAUCAGAAAUGCAUGAGGUACGUUACAGUGUAUUAGAAGCAAUGGGAAGCAUGGGGAUCACCUCACAGCAUCACCGUCUCUCCUUCUGCACUAGCCCUUUUGCUGCACUGGGCUUUUUUGCUGUUGGGCAAUAAGAAGACAGAGUUGAAAGUCAUCUCAACAGAACCACCGCUCCAGAGCUUCAUAGUGAGAACCAAAUGAGGUUAAAAAGCAAAGGAUUUAUCCAAACCUGGCUAGGUGCACAGUUUUUCCUCCUCCUGCUUGAGAGGCUGGCAUCAUCCUUUGGGGUUAAGAAGUUGGUCUGACCAGGCAGAAUGGCAGCUGUCAGCAUGUAUUCACCACCAGGCAGCUGUGCCUCCCUUUAGAAGUGUAGGACAAGAAGGGGUCUUGAAAGCAACUUUGUACUCUGUAGAAAGGAAGCAAUAGAAAUUGAAGUCCUUUACUUGUUUACAGGCAUAAGUAAGAGCUCCUCUAAACUGACCUCCUGCAGACCUCACCCCUACCAACAGGAACCACCUUGUCAAAGAAUUCAUCUGCAUACCAGUGCCAGCUCCACAGCUUUCUUCCUCUCUGUUGCCUCCAUCCUUACCCCUGGCAUUUGAAACCAGUCUCCACACCAAGUCUGAACGGGGGGGGGGCGGCGCAUGGCCGUUUUCUCAAAUCUCCCACUGUUCACAGGAAACGUAGUGUGGGCAUGGAGCUAACUGCCUAGCAGGCUCACAGGGCUGACUCUGCUCUCCCCUGUAAGCUGGGUAGAAAGUAGAGCACCUUAAUGAGAAGCUGGCUUUUGAGUGCACUGUUCUUGUAAGUAUGGCCCCUCCGAAGUGUCUAAGGAGGUUCAGCAUACGGUACCCCUUGUGCCUCACCCGUGUCACGUUAGAGGUUUUUCCUUUGCACCUCCUGGACCGUGCAGGGCCCGGUGGGAGUGAAAGCAGAUAUAACCGAGUCUGGGUAACGGAUUCUGGCAUUAAAUCCAGGGGCUGUACUUUGAAAACAAGGGAGGAAGAACUCCUGCUUUUGACGGUCUCUCUGCAAGCUGCCCUAUGACUAAAGCAGGCUGCUGUAAUGCUGCAGGCUUGUGUGGCAGGGUUGAGGGAGAUGGAACUGCCGUGUUGAAGACAGAGUAAGGUGUCCCUGUCUAGUGUCUCGCAGCUCAUUUGUAAGUUUUAGUUCAUUGUAUAUUGAGACUUGGGAUGUUAUUUUUUCUGGUUGCUGUUGGCUGUCACCCUAUGAAUGUUUUUACCUGUUUCCUCUCCUUCACUGAUGACUUUCUCCAGACUGACAUGUGUGAGUGUAUGAGGACUUGCCUGGUUUUAGAAAUGCUCUGAUAUAUGGACUCUGCCUUGUGUGCUCGUUACGUAUCUGCUGAGUGACUUCAUCCAGGCUGGAGAACUCCAUUUUGCCUGACCCCCAUGAGCAGAAGGAACUGCACACUCAGCACAGCUCACCUCUGCAUCUUGCGGGCAUGGUGCCUCGGUGAGCCAGCUGCCCAGGUGGGCCCCGUUAAACUCCAGGUCAGCUGCUUUGGUUCAUGGAGUGCUUUUCUGGAUCACGAGAUCAACACACACACACACACAUAUAUUUUAGUUUUGGUGGAGGAAAGGAGUUUGGCCAUAACUGAGAGCAAUCACCAGACAAAUUUCAACCAGAACAUGGAAAGCUGGUAUAAUCUUCCUUUUUAUAAAGCACUGUUUAUGUACAGAGAGCCUUUUACUUAGCUCUUGUUGUAUAAUGUAACGUCAACUUCUCUUCCCUCUCCUCCGUCUCUCCCUAGCACAUAAUAUUCUGUACCUUGACAUUUUAAAAGAUGAUUGUAUGCUGUAAGUGCUCAGAGAACUGAAGUGAAACAAGGGGUUCUACAACCUGUAAUAGCAACGUAAUAUAUAUACGCAUACACGUACACACCUACGUGUAUGUAUGUUUCAUGGGAAGAUGCAUACACAGCCACAUGUGUUUGCACAUGCGCACACUGCCUCAGUUACUUCUGUUCCAUAGGGAAUCCUAUAUUAAACUCAUAUGC